AUGAGUGGGCCUAGGAAUCGGUAUGGCAGACGAUCUUCCCAUCGCCAGUAUCAAACACAACCCCAUGCACCAUCACAUAAUAAUUUAGAAGCCAGAGGCAAUUUUGAUUCUGCCAAAAUUUCUCGUGUAAACUUACUACUUUCUCGUAUUCGAGACGAGAAUGAUCCUGUGUAUACUAGACGAUUGUCAUAUGUUAACCAAUUUGUGGUUAUAUUGAACGAACCAUGCACGCCCUGGGAAAAAUCUCAAAUUUUUGAAGCUGUAACUCGUGGUACGGGUUUCGAAGCAAUCUUCGAAGAUUCUCGUGCACCUACAAAUUUUAAGACUGCUGUAGCAAAAUGUUUAGCUCAAACUGCUUUGAUAAUGAACAAUGAUAUAAACAAUUAUUUUCGUUGGAUAUUUGAAAGAUUACAAGCUUCAGAAAGUAAAACGAUAAAUAGAAUUUCUCAAACUACUUCAAGUUCUGGUCCACUUCAACAGUUCAUUCCUAAUGUUCUUCAUGAUUUGGAAAGUUUACUAGACUCAAUGGAUAGUUCAGAUUGUUUUCCUGGUAUUUUAGAGGUGUUAGAAAAAAUUGCAGAUAGAUAUCCCACAGAAUUUGGUGAACGGUUUCAGGAUAUAAUUGAUCUAUUGGUGGGAUGGUAUAUAGAUAUAUCAGUUUCGGAUACACUUCAUUCCCUUAUAGCUGAUACUUUCAAAAGAUUACGUUCUUUUUGGGCAAAAAAUUUGAAUUUUGCUUACGAGUUAUUGAGCCAUUUUCUAGCAGAUAUGGAGGUACUUUCAGGUGUGACAGUAUCCCAAGAAGGUCCUCAGAUCGAUGAUAGAACUAGAAGCGAGAGCGAAGCUAUGCCAAGUAAUUUGAAAUCACUGCUAAGCUGCUUUCAGACAGUUGCUGAAGCAGUUAGCCCAAUUUUGCAACAAACUUCUACGGAAGAAAUUAACAAUACAACUGACGUAGAAAGUGCACAUCCCUUUGAUCAGCUGCGAGCCUGGAUCAUUAAGUUCAUAUUUGUUAUAGCUGAACUAUAUAUGGAUACUGGAUGGUUCGAAAAAGGGAGCCAGAUAAUUUUGACCAUGAGCUCGUCAAGAAAGAAAUCAUUUGUACAGUAUCAAGUUCAGUCGACUAAAUUUUGGUUAUUACAAAUUCAAAACGGUCUUCAAAAAGAAUCGAUUGACUUUAUAGUAGAUGAUUGGUUUGAUGGCUUCCUUCAGAUUCUCUCUCAAUGGACUCCACAUAUUCAUCCUGAUGUUAUAAUCAUAUUGGCGAAUCCAAAUUCGUCAUUAAUGAAGCUUCGCAUAUAUCACCCAUAUCUUGCUCGGCUGCAUUCGGACAUUUUAGACAUGUUCCGUAUACUUCUUAAGAAUCAAGAUCAUAAUUUUACUUCAUCAGAUGAAAAUAAAAUGUCUCUGAUCCAUCAAAUUACUAUUGAAGUUGGUCAAAUGAUGUCUUUCAUAUUUUCUUUGAAUAACCUUCCAAAAAUUGACAUGAAAUCACAAUUGAAGAAUAAUGUAAUGAUUAAUACCGUUCUCGAAGAACAGAUGUCUGAUCUCUUUCCUGAAGGCUUGCAACCUCUUUUUGACGUCACUAAUUUGCCCACAAGUACUCAUAUAUUGAAUGAAAGAACAGCAACAUUUGUAAUUGUUUUUGAUAUUGAGCUCACUAUACAACUUUUGCCAGUACUGGGGAGUGCUAGAGAAAUCUUUUGGAUCCUUUACUUCACACUUAACAAGCUUAGGGAGCGUGAUUAUUUCGAUGGUAUAUUAAUGUGUUCUUUGAUUAAUGCGCUUCGACAUGCAUGUAAAAGCGAGAAUUAUUUUAUAGAAGAGAAACAACAAUCUGACUCUGCAUUUCAUGCAAUGAGUUUUCUCAUUAACGCGCUUUUGCAGAAUCAAUUUGAAUUAUCCUUCAAUAUUUUUGCAUUGAUUAUCGAAUGGGUUAGAGAUGUUUUAGAAUUUUGUAGUGCUCAUGAAUUUACGUCAACCGAUACAAAAGAUAAUAUUCGUCAAGAACUUGAGCAUGUUAUUUACACUCUAAUUGCUAUAUCCAGAUCUGUCAAAAAUAACAACAUCCGUAUGCAAAUACCUAAAGUUAUACAUGAAUAUUUUGAUGUUUUUGGAUCACUAAGCAUUGGUCGGAAGGCCUUUUCAAAGAUUAUCCAAAGGAUUAAUGAUGUGGAUCACAGAGUACAGUCUGGCUAUUCCAAGUUGAUCUAUAGAAUAAAUCCUUUUUUUUCAACUUUUUUACAUGACGAUUUAGAAGAUCAAUUAGUGAUGAAAUUCAAAGGAAAUGUGUGCAUGACACCAAAUUUAGGUAGCUUCAGAUCACCUCAUUUCCAAAUCGUGAUGAACCAUUUGGGAAUGAAAGAGUUACUAACCGGACAAGAUGAAACUGACAACGUUACAUAUGAUCCAAGCGAAAAAGGGCAAUGGCGUCUACGUUUGUUCCUAUCUUGUCAAUCUAAUGAUUUAUUCAAUCCAAAAGAUGUUAUAGAAGACAACAAUCUCAAAUAUGUCUAUUCACGAGAUGAAAUUGUAUAUGCUAUUGUGAAUUCCAAUGAUUUGCUUACGUUCUGGACACUUUGGGAGGUCGCUCGUUAUUGUGUACUCUCAAGGCUACGGACACCAUUCGGAGGACCAAAGCAGACAUUUGAUGCUUUUGAAAAGAGAUUAAAUGAUUUGUUGAUAGAAGACUUCACGAUUUCUAUAAAAAAUGAAUUAGACGAAGAUAAUUUACAUUAUAGUAUGAUAAAUCGUUAUCAAUUACGGGACUUGUUAAAUCUGUUUGAUCGUUUGGAACUUCAAAUAUACAAUGCUACGGUUGGGACUUCGCUUGGAAAUUUACCCCAAGCACCACGUGCCAGUAUUGUUUUCUUCAGAACGAAUCGUAAAGUUUGUGAUGAUUGGUUUUCUCGCAUUAGAACAGGCAUUAUCAAAGGUGCUAAAAUCAUUGGUGAUGAUGCUUUGGCUGUUAUUCACGGUUUUAGGGCCCUUGCGCAACGUGUAGCUCUACUAAAUCAAGGGCUGGUUACCAGUGAGAAUAUUUGGUUGGCAGACUUUCAACAAAUUCUUACUGAUGUUGUUGAAUGUCUGCAAAGAUUACAUGCUGGAGAUAGUAUUAUUGGGCUUUUAGCAUGGUCUAAACGUGUCUGUCCAAGUGACGAGAAACAAGAAAUUGGUUUAUCAGAUCACACUGACGACUUUACUGCGGGCGAAAACAUUGAACCAGUCGGCUCUACACGGCGGGCCUCUAUUCAAUCUAAUUUUAAUUGGAUGCACGGCUCUCAUUUAUUUUCAGAAUCGAGAUACGAACUUGCUGCAAACGAAGCGAUUGAUUCUUUCGACUACCUUCUUGAUAUUGAUUCUGAAAUUCAACCAAUUUGGCCACAGACUCGAUUUUUGAGCUCGCAAGAUGUAUAUCAAAGUUUUGAGGCCCUGCUUAAAUUCAGUUAUUUGUCUUCAUUAGCACAAUGGGUUUAUGUACAUGAUGAAACUGAAAUCAUUAUAGAUCCUUUGUUGCAAUUAAAUCAAGACUAUUUAACAGCACUUGCAAAAUACCAUGAUGGUGACCACUUGGAUGCAUGGAAUCUCGUUGAUAAUGUUCCACUGCAAAUAUCGCAAAAAUAUCUCAAUUAUCGUGGUGCCAACUUUAUCCCAAUGUUAUGCCUUUUCCGUGAAAGGCUUUUUAAUUUAGUUAAUGAAAGUUCUAAUUCUAGUACAUUGAAUCAGCAAACAGCUCUUUGUGUUUUAGAGAACAUUGUUAAGCAUUCGUUUACGGACUCCUUAAUGAGCACUAUUCCUAUCUUAUUAAAGACAAUUACAAUAAAAUCAGAAGCUCAACAGCUUCACCAUUUUUUAUCUGAAUUUGUGGAAUGCAUAAAUUACAAUCAGAAAUUACCGUUUAGUGAUACAUUUGUUAUUGAUUUAUCUUUGUGGAGUCCAUUAAAUACAACUAUUGACCAAUUAAUUUCGAACCCAGAAAUUCAAACAACAUUAAAUGAGAUUAAUAUAUUUAAAUUUUUGAUGGCAAAAAUUGCUAGAAAAAGUUCAGCUUUAAAUUAUGCAGCUUAUAUCUUUGAUCAUUGGAAGCAAGAUAUUCCUGCAGAAGUUGUAUUUGAACAUUCUAAAAUGUUGUUUGCUCAAGGAUUGUAUCAAGAAGCUAUUGUCCGUGUAUGUUCACUUUUACGCGAUGAGCAAUAUCCGUCCUUUGCAUUUUCAGAGACUUUAGUUUUUCGUCAAAACGUGCUUUUAAAACUGGCAAAAUGGUUACAGCAUCCAGAGUCACAAUUAGAUAGUGAAACUUCAUCUAAUUUAAAUCUCAUUUUCAGCGAGUAUAUUGGUAGCCAAGAUUCAGAAGAAAAAAAUUUAGAGCCUAAUUUAAUAAAUAGUAAGCUGGUGGAAGCAUGUUUGUCUAGGGUGAUUAAUGGAGAAAGUCCGACUGCAAAAGCUUGGUUUGCCUAUGCUUCAUACCACUACCAAUAUGGUCGACAGAUAAUUGAUGAAUUAGGCAGCUGCAAGUUUUCUAUUAAUUUAUUGAACUCCGCUAGUAAGAAAAUUCAGCAAGUUUUGACAGAUGAUUGGAAAGCUUCGAAUAGUAAUAAUUUUACUGAUUGUGAUAUAAUAAUAAAAAACAUAUUUCGCAUGUUUUUACGAAGAGUUAAUUCUCUAUCAAGAUUGGAUAAAAGUGGUGAUAAUAUAUUGGAUUUUAAUGCAAUCCUUCCUUGGAUUUCACAAAAUUCAGUUGAUGAGAUUACAGAUGCAUUAAGUAAAGUACAAAAGGAACUCUUUAUUGCUUAUAAAUCUGCCGUUGAUGGAUAUUUCCGAUUCUUACAAUCUACACGUGGAAAAAAUAACGCCCAAGAUACUCAAGAUACUCUAGAUACUCAAGCGGAUAUUCGCAUAGAACAUAUUGAGGAAUCUGAUAUAAUAACUGCAACUCUAAGGAUUUUAAGAUUACUUGUGAAGCAUGGACAGCUUUUUGAAGAAUCUUUUGUCGAAGGAUUUAAUAAUACUAAUAUUCAGUCAUGGGAAAAUAUAACUCCGCAACUAUUUUCGCGAUUAGAUCAUCCAGAACCUUUUGUUCAACAACAGCUUUGUAAACUUUUGUGUUCAAUUGCUUCUGUUUCGCCACAGUUAGUUGUAUAUCAUACUGUUGUUGCCUCAAAUUCUAGUGGCACCAGCGACUUAAGUAAGCAAUUACUCAAAAGAAUUGCUGAUAGUCUUGAUGAUUCUAAUGGAACAUUGAUCGUAGAAAUUCGACGUGUGAUUGAAGAAUUACAACGCAUUACAGUUUUAUGGGAAGAGCUUUGGCUCAAUAAAAUAAGUGGCUUACAACUUGACGUCAACAGACGGUUUCACAAAUUUGAACGCGAAUUCGAGAGAAUAAACGAUAAUCUCAAUCUUUCGUCAGAACAACGAAAUAAAAUUAUGAAAGAAAGUUAUGAUGCUAUUAUGAAACCAGUAAUUUUAUCUAUCGAUCGAUUAUACAGUAGUACUAUUGCUGUUGCUUCAACACAACAUGAGAAAUGGUUUUGUCAUACUUUUGGUAAUCGUAUUCAUGAAGCUCUGGAAAUUCUACGUACUCCAUAUUCAUGGGAAUCAUAUAAAUCGGGUUGGGAUCUUUUGCGCAAUGUUCAAAAAGAUUUAACGAAGGAAUUAAUGUCAAAUCGUUCGUUAAAAUUAAUUGAUGUCAGUCCAUAUCUGGGAACAAUCAAGUCUUCUGCGAUCGCUAUGCCUGGUUUACCUUAUCAUACGGAUACGGUGACAAUUCAAUCGUUUGAUGAAAACUUUAUAAUUCUACCUACAAAAACCAAGCCCAAAAAAUUGGUUCUCCUUGGAUCGGAUGGGCUGCAGUAUGGUUACCUUUUCAAAGGCCAUGAAGAUCUUCAUCUAGAUGAACGAAUUAUGCAACUAUUACAGAUUACUAACGAUUUACUCAAACGGGAUAAACAGACGCGCGCUCGAAGCUUGCGCGCGCGUAAUUAUGCCGUCAUUCCUUUAGGAAAUCAUUCAGGAAUGAUUCAAUUGGUAGAAAAUGCUACUCAAAUAUUUGUACUUUACAAAAAAUGGCAACAUCGAGAACAUUUUGCCAAGGUUUUACAAAACAACUCUGAAGAAUUAGCUGGAAACCCACAACGACCUAGUGAUAUGUAUUUUGAAAAAAUCGGCAAGGUUCUAAAAAAAGAAGGUUGGCCUGCAUCCACUUCGAGGCGUAACUGGCCUCGCUCUGUUCUCAAAUCAGUAUUUCUUGAAUUAGUGUCAGAAACACCUUCAGAUCUACUUGAAAAGGAGGUUUGGGCAUCUUGUUCAAGUCCAAAAGAGUGGUGGAUUAAAAGCACUUCUUUGUCACGUUCGCUUGCAGUUAUGUCUGUUAUCGGCUACAUAAUUGGUCUGGGAGACCGUCAUUUAGAUAAUAUUUUGAUAGACUUUGAGUGUGGAGAAGUUAUUCAUAUUGAUUAUAACGUGUGCUUUGAAAAAGGGAAAAAACUUCGAGUUCCUGAGACAAUUCCUUUCCGCCUUACACAAAACAUUGAAAGUGUACUUGGUGUUACUGGAGUCGAGGGUGUCUUCAGGAUCGCAUGCGAAAAUGUUCUCAGGGUGUUGCGAGAAAAUAAAGAAAUUCUAAUUACAUUACUUGAAGCAUUUGUAUAUGACCCAUUAGUUGAUUGGCAUCAAGACAUGUCUGAAGGCCGCGAAAAACAAAUUAUGGAGAUUGAAGAAAAUAUAGGAUUGUUAAUUUCGAGAAUUGCUGAACUUAGGAUUCCCCUUGAGAAUAACCAAGGACAUCUUUCAAAUUUACUGUCUGAAUUUCUUACAGUUUUCAUGCGUAUAUGCGAACAUUACAUGAAUUUAUAUAAUCAGCAAGUGGAAUUAUCUGAACAACCGAGUCAAAGUCUUAAGAUCGAGAUGCGGGAACCUGCGUUCAUUCACAGUCAAAUUGAAUUAGAAAGUCUAAAAUCUGCUCUCUCACAAAGAACUAAUGAAUGCGCACUUUGGCAUGCUCAACACGAAAAAACUAUACAAUCUAUUCAAGGACCUACACUUCAGAUUAUUUAUAAUGAAAUUUUUUCAUCAAGUUCGCAAAUAGGGGUAUCUAUCUUCACUCCCUUUUUGCAAGUUCUUGCCACGAACGAAUUUAUGCUUCAACGUUGCAGCAAAAUUGAGCAAGAAUUCUUGAGUUGGAUGAAUGAACGCAACGUAGCUUUCAAAAAUUGCCUUGAACGUUUGCAAUUUUAUAGAACUUUAGUAGUUCCUUUAGUUCCUGUGUUAAUGAUGCAAGAUUACUAUUCUAAAUGGCCUCAAUUAUUGGUUUCUUUACUCGAAUCGUCAUUUUCAAGUCAAGACUUCCAUGCACUAUAUCAAAAAUCUAGUCUUCCAAUUGUUUACGGUAACGCAUUGAAUCAUAUUCGUGACGAUCUAAAGAUAUCUUACACAAAUGCUGCGCAGGAAAGCGUAUCUCUUGCCGAAGCCUUAACUUUGGCUACAGAUAAAAUGGCCAUGAACGAAUCAACGUUACAUUCUAUGCUGAACAAUAUAUUCAACGAGCAAAAUUCUACGAGUUUAAAUUCACACCUUCCAUACUUAGCGAGUGUAUUAUCUUCACUAUCUGAGCUUCAUCAGUUCGUUGAGUCGAAUGACAUGUCUGAAGUGUUUAAUCACGUCGGAUUUAGUGCUAAUUUUCAGACUGUUAUUAAAGAAACUCUGUCUAAUGAAACUCUCGAUAAAUCGUCAUUUUUAACAUACGUAGUAAUUUUAUUGUCCAUUUAUCAUCAUGUUCAAAUGAUAACUGUGAAAAUUACUGAUGAAGAAAUACUUAGUCAGACAUUAUCUAUAGCCGCUGAACUUUUACAAUCAGUUCGGAUAAUUCUUAGCUUACAACAUAAUUUCGUGAACGUUAUAUUACCUAAGAUAUUUCUUUUAAUUCAUGGUUCACCGAAAGCUUUUGAACCUUUUACCGAUGUAUUACGUAGUCUAUCUACAGACGCUUUCAACUAUUGGGGAAUGAAGCAUCCAGAAUCUCAUUACAUGGUGAAGUCUAUGAGUGAAUCAUUCAAUCGACUUUGUGAACAUACAUAUAGAGAAGGGAUUUCACAAGCUGUUCAUUUAUUAAUUAUCGAAUUUGACGAGUUAUUCAAUAGCUUGAGGGAUACGUUGCUUAAGAUUCAAGCCCUUUUUAAAGAACUUAAAGAACACAGUUCAUCUAAAGACGGUCAAGAAGAUUUAAUUGAAGGCCGUCUCAUUGAUGACUUUAUUGUUCAUAAGCUUAAUGUUAUGGCUUGUGUUUUGUUGGCGUGUGACGAUUAUUAUAAAGAAAAUGGCCAACCUCGUCUAAACACCGUCUGGGUAUCAUCAAUGGCUAUGGCAGACGCUUUUAAGAAUAGUUCUAAUUCACUCACAAGGCUUUGGGAAGUCUCGCGCUGGUGGAUUUCGGAAUUUUUCAUUCCAUAUACAAAAACUCUAUACACAGCCGUAAUUGACCAUAUAGGAUCCUUAGUCAGAACUGGGAAUGAAGAUAUCAGCCUAACAUCUGAUAGCUCAUCACCCAUAAAUAAUCUGAUUGCACAAGGACUGGUAUCUAAUGAUGAUAUUUGUGCUCAAAAGCUCAGCGUCAAACAGUAUUCUUUCCAUGGAUGUAAAAUGAAUUUUAUUUCAAUGAUGAAUCUACGAAAAACUCAAGCAGAAAUAGAGUUACAACAUCGUCAAAUGGAAUUAAUGCGCUUCGAAUGGAUCAAUGAAGCAUUGAUAGGUGACAACAGUUUAGUCCGACAACAGUUCCUGCAAAACUUGACCCAAGACGUGAAUCGAUUUGUUUUGUUAGAAAAUCUUUUACAAGAAUUAGUAUCGCAAUACAGAGUAAUCAAUGCAGAAGUUGCAGACUUUAUUGCUACUCAGGUUGUUAACGAAAACGCUGGAGAACUAUUGCGUUCAUUUGGUGAUGCAGUAGCGAAUCAACAAAUGAUUUUUGCUCAAGAAUUUGAAAGGAUGAAGCAUGUCGUUAGUUUAUGCAAUUCAAUAUUGCAUUUGGAAACCUUCCGCACAGUAACUGACAAAACUGUUGCAAUGGAUGCAGAUACUCUUCAACUAGUUAAAAGACUCGAGUCAGCAAUGCAAGGAAGUUCCAAGUUGAGUACUGUUGGUUCACAAUUGGAUAUCACGCAACAACUCUCAUCGUUAAAAAUUGAUGAAUCUCUUGACAUGGAUUUACUUGGAAACCUUGAAAACAUUGCUAAAGAUCUUAAAACAGUAGUAGAAGAAGUUCGCAAUUUAAUGAGUGAAUUGUUUCCUCUUAUCGAUCCUAUAGCAAAUUUUGAAAUGGAUACGACAGAUGAUAAUGGCAAGGAUGCACGUUUAAAAGUGAAGUUCGAUUCGGAUUUUGAUACAGUUAUUAGUGGUGCACUUGCAGUUGUUGAUAGACGAUUCCACCAAAAAAGUAACUUUUCGGAGUCAGAAUACCCAGUAAUGGUUGAAAACCUUCGCUGUGACAACGAACGAGCUAUAUCAUAUCUAACUGAUAUUAUUGUCAGAGUUUUUGAAAAUUUGUUUGCUUUGGGCGAAAUAUCUGGAACUAUUAUUCAACAUGAAUCAUCUCAGAAAAUUUCCCCUGGAAAUAUUGAGAGUAAGAGUUCUAAUGCAUGUGAUUUUGCUCAAAUAAAUACCGAGACGGAAGAUAUACAAAUACUUAAUCCUUUGGAAGCGAAUAAUAAAAGAGACAAUUCAGAAAUUGAGGAAUAUGAACAAAAUGAAUCCUAUAAUAACCCUGUUUCAUCACCUGGUAAUGAUAAAUUGAAUGGUCCCUCAAAAAAUACUAUCACUGGACAGGUUUUAUUGCCAAAUAACGAGGAGACUGUGGAAAACUGGGAUGUCCCUAUGCAACAAGUUGGAAUAAUCCGACGAAUCAAAGCGAAAUUAGAGGGAAAGGAUUUUGAAGCUACUACUAAAAUGACUGUUCAGGAACAGAUUGAUACGAUUAUCCAGCAAUCACUUGAUAUUGACAAUUUAUGCGUGAUGUAUGAAGGAUGGACUCCUUGGAUUUAA
Molecule: messenger RNA, 10032 nt
Organism: Dentiscutata erythropus
Lineage: Eukaryota; Fungi; Glomeromycota; Glomeromycetes; Diversisporales; Gigasporaceae
Source: the annotation of a GenBank genome assembly